This is a messenger RNA of Temnothorax curvispinosus, 905 nucleotides long. RefSeq names its product prostate stem cell antigen. The transcript has 4 exons. NCBI's taxonomy places the organism in Eukaryota, Metazoa, Arthropoda, Insecta, Hymenoptera, Formicidae. The record is from RefSeq and is a predicted model, not a curated record. Bases 98 to 541 code for a protein of 147 amino acids.
CGCUGCAUGAAAUUGCGGCUUAAAGCGUUUAAAGCUAAUAAGCUCUCGAUCAUCAUCAUCCCGCGAUAAACCGUGUUAUCGCGCUAUCUCUUUUGAGAUGUCGAAUUUUACAAAGUGGCACCUCACGCUAAUCAUUAUCUCCUGCGCGUCUCUCGGCCACGCCCUGGAGUGUUACGUUUGCACGGAUCAGGAGGGCAACCGCGAUAAAUGUCUGAACACCAUCAAAACCUGCGAACAGGGACAGGAUAUUUGCCUCACGGAAAUCAAAUGGGGCAGUACACCGUACUGGUCCCAGGGUGCCAAGAAACAAUUUUACGUCUCUAAGAAAUGUGCCACUAAAAGGGAAUGUGAGAGGCUGCAGCGCAGUAAUAUGCCCGAUUGUACUCAUAUCUGGUAUCAGGACUGGAAGUGUUCCUCUUGCUGCCAAGGCGAUAGGUGUAACUACUAUGUUAUUUCCGGUGGAAACGAGAGGAAAAUACAUAGUGGAAUAUUUGCCAUAACAGUCUUGAUGUCCUUGUUGGGCGCAUCGAGGUUUCAAUGACAGUGGUUCUGCAGAGACAAUUGGCCGAUGUUUUAGCUGCCGAAUCAAUUGAUGAAUCUCAUCACUGCAGACUGAAUAUGUAAAGAUCUUAUUUUAGCGUAAUAACUAACGCAAGAUAAUAUUAAAGUUACACACGCAAGAUAGGUUUUACAGUCAUAUAUGCAAGAUAAUUUUAUACUUAUACAUGCUUUUUGCAAAUGUAUGAAUGUAUUGUGUUCAAAUUAAUCUAUUAUCGUAAAAAUUCCGUGACAUUUUUUAUUAUACAAUUUCUGACAUAUCUCGGACAUUUGAGAUGUCUCAGAAUGUUAUAUUUGCACUAGUGGUUUUAUGAUAAUUGUAACGUAGAUAUAAAAGUUUAUAUAUA